ACCCCUAUCGCUCACUUGUAACCCUUCUUAGCGACGCGUUCGAUUCGAAACGUCGACGCAACUCGACUCCCGAAAAGUAUGCCGGUCGCGACGAAAGUGAGAGGGACGUGCGUGCGAUUGUAAAUACGGGGCACAAAAAGUGCCGCCGUCAUUGAAACUAGUGAAAAGUUUUUUCACCGCGCGCGGGGGAGACACCCCUCACGGCCGGAAAAAAUCUGCCCCUCACGUCCCUCGCCCCCGAACCUUUCAUUCACCGGGAAAAAAGUGUGGCAAGGCCGCUCCGUGACGUCAUCGCAUCUAGUAGCCACGCGUGUUUCCUAGCAACGUGUCACACCAUCAGUCAAUCAGUGCAAGUUCUAAUGUGUUACGAUGAGUGGCCGUAAGUCGUCGCGGUCGUGACCGGAGUGGGUGGUAGUGAAAUGUAGGGAGUGCGAAGACGGUGGACCUUAUGUGUAGCACACAGCGGGCGCGGGUGUCGAGGAUGCACCUGACGGGGGCAUCGAGUGGCGCGGUGUCACCGGACACCAGCUCCACUCUGCUUCACGAGACGUAUACUAAGAUGACGUCCGAUAUACUCGCCGAACGAACUUUGGGUGACUUUUUGUCGGAGCAUCCUGGAGAGUUGGUGCGGACGGGCAGUCCGCACUUCGUCUGCACGGUGCUGCCUCCUCACUGGCGGUCGAACAAGACGUUGCCGGUGGCGUUCAAGGUGGUAGCACUGGGGGACGUCGGCGACGGCACGCUGGUGACUGUGCGGGCUGGGAACGACGAGAACUGCUGUGCAGAGCUGCGGAACAGCUCAGCGGUGAUGAAGAACCAGGUGGCCAAGUUUAAUGACUUGCGAUUCGUCGGCCGGAGCGGUCGCGGUAAAUCCUUCACACUCACGAUAACGAUAUCAACGACGCCGCCUCAAGUUACCACCUACAACAAAGCAAUUAAAGUCACCGUCGACGGUCCACGGGAACCUCGUUCAAAAACCAUGUUGUCCCUCCUAGGGCAGCAGCAGCAGUUCCACUUCGCGUUCGGCCAGCGACCCUUCCCGUUUCCACCGGACCCGCUUGGAGGAUUCCGGAUGCCGCCUAUCACUACGUGUCAGAAUAUGAGCCAAUUCGGGUUAAGUUCAAGCAACUCCCACUGGGGCUACGGCGGCGCGGGCGCGUACCCCGCGUACUUGCCAUCUUGCGCUGCGCCAGCCGCGACACAGUUCAACCCGCCAGCUCUGGGCUUUGCGGGCACUGUGCCUGAUCAAACAGCGACACAGGACUUUACUAAUAAUACGGUUCUUCCGGAUACAACAGGCGUGGAUCUCGACCAGCAACUAUCAGGGCUAGUAAAUUCAUCCCCUUCACACCACGGAAGUCUCCUACCACGAUACAACAACAACACCGAUUACAGCCUCUCAACCGGCCCCCGCUCGUUAAGCGACAACAGCUCCCAACCCGAAUCACCCAUACAGGACGACUUACUAACUUCCAACACGACAAACAUCGGGCAUAACACGAAUAGCACCAACUUUUCCCUAAUGGGCUCGCAAAACUCCACCUACGGAAGCACUAACUGCAACAAUUCCCUAUACCCGGUGCUUCCCGCGAGUCUUCUCUAUAGUCAAUUGUAUACAGCCGCGAACCAAACGCACAACUUUCACCCAUUACACUCGAACACAAUACACUCGACGCAGAACCAUCACAAUGAGUUACAGACUAUGAUGGAUCAAAUAUCGUCGACGACGAAUAACCACAGACAACAUAGCCACGGACAAGGAGAUUUAUUACUGGGAGGAGGGAAUUCUUGUGCUGCGGCCGCCGCUAGAGGAGAAGAUGGCAGAGUUAACAAUUUAGGCCAACGGGGGAAUCCACAACCCGAUAGCAACACUGUUUGGCGACCUUAUUAAAGUUAAGUAAAUAAAGUGUACUUUAAAUGUCGUUACUAUAAUGUUUAGCGAAACUCAGCGAACGGUACUGAAGUGUGUUAGGUAUUUUCAACGAAGUAUGUAUUAUAUUCCAAAGGUUAUACCGCUCCCGUCCUAUAAUUAUACGAUUUAAUUCGCACUGAACGGAAUUUUUCCAAAUCGAAAAUGUUAUCGUAUUUAUUUAAUUUGUUUUUGUAUAAAUUGUAAUUUUAAAUUCGAUUUCCACGAACGAAUCAUUCGGCUAGAAAAUACCGCGACACCGAUUUAGAAUAUUGUAAAUAAAAAUUGUGAAUAAAUUGUUGUAAAUGCGACUUGUAAAGUGCAAUAGUUGUGCAAUUAAAGUUGAGUAGGUGUAUACAAUUCAAUUAGGUUUAAGGUAAAAUUUGUUGAUUAUAUGAAAAUCUGUCCAUUGUAGAUAUUCAUAGAUACCUCAUGAUUAUAAACUGAUAUAAGUAAACUUUAUUUGACUAGAUAUUUUCUUAUUAUUUUUAAACUUAUUUUGUUUGUGUUAAACUAAAUAGAUGUUAUAUUAUCCUCGUAAUUAUUAUUCUUUAUAAUUAAUAUACCUAAAAAUGGUUUUAUUUAAUUAAGUAUUCAUUGUGAAUGUCUUAUACGAAAUAAAAUAUUGAUAUAUUAAAAUGUUAAUAAGUAACUUUUGACAAAAGUUAAUUUCAAUACAGUUUCAUACAUUUUAUUUAUAGUAAGAAUUGGAUUUUUAUAUUAAAUAAAUAAAUAAAUAAAACCUUUAUUUGUCUCUCUCACAAGGGUUAAAAAUGACAAUUAAUGAAAAAUACACAUAAUAUAUUAGGCAACCUUAUGAGAGUUAUUUUGCUUAUCCUCCUAUUGCGAAUGUUUAUAACGAAUUCAUUGUAAUAAAAUUGUGAUAACUACAAUGUUCUCCAUGUCUACGUCCUAAUUUUUUACGUUCCUUAGAUUUUGCAAAUAUGUAUUUCAAAAAGUGGUUGUGAAACCUGUAUAAUAUUUAGGUGAACAUUUUGAAGUUUUUUUUGUGUUUAUCUAAAAAAUGUGUCGAUUUUGUGCAAUACCAUUUUAUGAUUAUAUAGAUUUAUUGUCGGUUCCUGGUCCUUUAUGUUGCGUAGCAAAUAAUUUUAGACUUGCUUCUUGUUACUUUUGACGACAGGUAGCGAAAUUGAUUUUUAUUAAUAAAUCUCGAAUAACA
This is a messenger RNA of Colias croceus (clouded yellow), 3089 nucleotides long. RefSeq names its product runt-related transcription factor 3 (gene RunxA). Gene Ontology annotation, biological process: regulation of DNA-templated transcription. Gene Ontology annotation, molecular function: ATP binding; RNA polymerase II cis-regulatory region sequence-specific DNA binding; DNA-binding transcription factor activity, RNA polymerase II-specific. The coding region runs from base 449 to 1891 and encodes 480 amino acids. The transcript is spliced from 5 exons. The record is from RefSeq and is a predicted model, not a curated record. Lineage: Eukaryota; Metazoa; Arthropoda; Insecta; Lepidoptera; Pieridae. Gene Ontology annotation, cellular component: nucleus.